Molecule: messenger RNA, 1716 nt
Organism: Paracoccidioides lutzii Pb01
Exons: 1
Coding region: 1-1716 (571 amino acids)
Source: RefSeq, a predicted model, not a curated record
AUGCCCAGCAGGAGUUCGUCCAGAAACGCAUCCGAACGUACGUCUGCGCUGAACGCAUCCGCAGAGGCCUUUUCACCACAACAGCUGGCCGUCUUCCAACCGAAUAUUGUCAAUAUGUCCCUUCCCGCCGCCGAGAGUGCAUGUUUCAUCCCGCACGACUACACCAAGGACAGUGAGGAUAUUGUGACUAUCGGUCCCCCUCCUGAGGGAGAGGUCGAUCAGGAUAUGAUGGGAAUCCGUCCUGCACACCGGCUUGAGUUCGAGAAAUUAACGCUGGGCCUCUCGCUGGAGAUUGAACAAUUGAAACAGGAGCUGAAGUCGAUCAGAAGCUUGAAUGGGAAUGGAGGUGCGAAUGAGACUGGGGUUGGAGAUGUUGUUGAAGAGUUACCUGACAGCUCCAAUGGAGACUGCCAGGAAAGCACUGGCAGCGCUGAAGCCGAAGAACCUGACCUGGAGGCCGUCGUCGGUAAGAAGAUAAUCGCAUUCCUCCGCCUGACGAAAAAUGUCCCCUUCUCGCACCGCCUAUAUGGUAAAAGCAAUUACUCUGUAUGGCGCGAAUCGAUCCUAUCCAUUGCUGAGGCCACCGAAUGCGCCCACGUCAUUGAGGAGGGGCAAAAGAUUUCCCCAUUCACCGAUGCAAAUACAUACCUUUGGGAACAGCAGAACGACUGGCUAUAUAAUUUAAUAUGGGACUCGAUAGGCUCUCAGGCCAUGGAGUCCGUCACACAGCCAAAGAAACACUCCGCGUAUCUGCUUUGGAACCAGCUGGAAACUAGUUUCCGGCGCCCACUGGAGGAAGAGCGCCGCGCCAUUUUUCACAGCCUGUACUCGUCCCAGAAAUCUAGUGAUAGGGAAUAUAUCAAGAGAUUUCAGGAGGCGAGAAGGAAGCUAGAGAAGCUUGGCUUCCCUGUCCCUGGCUGGUUGCUUUAUGAUAUUUUAUAUGAGAAUGUUUCAAGUGGUUCCCGAAAUACCAUUCAUGAAAACAUUGCGCUGAAACACGAAGAGAUGCCCAAGUCCAUGCCGCAGAUACUGGAUAUCGAUACGCUGAUCGAUGAACUGGUUGCAUGCCUACCACCAGAACGGAACGUCGUUAUCACUUCUAUUUCGAACAGUGAUAAUAGAACACACCCCCCUUCCGCCACAGCGCCGUUAACCCCGUCUGCGUCAACUGGGAACGGUAGUGGUAACAUCACCAGCGCUAGCGUCAGCAGCACUGUUAGCAACGAUAAUAUUGUGAACACAAGAUCCUCCUCGAAGAAAAACAAGGAGAGGAAAUCCCAAUCGUCUAAUCUGAAUAACAACAACACCACCACCACCACCACCAGCAGUCGAAAGGAAGAACAAGUCAUACAGCAAGUAGUGGCCAAGUGCGAAUUCUGCUUUCGUCGAGGUCACGUAGUAACUGACUGCUACUUGAAAAACCCAGACCUAGCCCCUGAGCGUUGGCGUCGUGCGAACCAGCGAUCCGUCGACUUGACAAAACAGAAAGUGGUACAGCAACGCCAACAGCAGCCACAGCGGGAAUCACAGGUCCAUGUUCAGCAUACCCAGAGUCAGACUUUUGGUCGGGGCCGUCAAAAGGGGAAUAAUACUACCAGUGUCAGCGGUAGCUCGAUAGCCAGGACAGCCAGCCCUAGUCCUGUGAAUGCGGAUAUGAACCAGAGCAUUCAGGCUAUUGCGAGGCAGUUCUACCAGCAGAUGGAUGAUGAAGUUUGA